AUGAGCAACUAUCCUCGCCGAAGCGCUCGGCUAUCUCCACAAAUGCAGCAGAACCAGUUCCAACAGAAACCCAAUACCCUUUCUGCUCCUGCUUUCACCCAGUCCUAUUCCCAAUCUUCAAGUACUUCUACAAGUUCCCAUCCAAGCCCGAUCAGCAACACCCUGAACCCUCCCCCACCACCUCCAACAUCACACCAGCCACCACCCGGUCUUCAGCUACAGCCCUCCUUCAUGUCUCAACCUCAGCAAACCCCCCAUCUACACGCCCCUUUGCCAUCGCCCUCCCUUGGCAACAUGGAGCCAUUCUUUGGCCGUCUUCAACCACAAACACACAUGUAUGCCUCUCAAGACACACAGGCCAGCUUUCUUGGCCAACAGCGCCAGCAAGCACUAGCUGUCCAAGAGCAGAGUUACAACAAGCAAGCUCAACAACAGUAUCAAGCUCCUCAGCAGUAUGACUAUCAACAACGACAAUUACAUCCACACACCAACUCCAUGUCGCAGGAGCAUCCAUCGCAUGCUGCCCUUGCCAAUCCGGGACAAUUGCCUCCUAAUUUCCUUGCUGAGGCCGCGAAACGCGCCGAACUUGCCUGUCUGAUGCGGGACUUCGGAGAUGUCUCUUUAUGA
Molecule: messenger RNA, 627 nt
Organism: Exophiala aquamarina CBS 119918
Lineage: Eukaryota; Fungi; Ascomycota; Eurotiomycetes; Chaetothyriales; Herpotrichiellaceae
Exons: 1
Coding region: 1-627 (208 amino acids)
Source: RefSeq, a predicted model, not a curated record